Molecule: messenger RNA, 9814 nt
Organism: Oryzias latipes (Japanese medaka)
Lineage: Eukaryota; Metazoa; Chordata; Actinopteri; Beloniformes; Adrianichthyidae
Gene: camk1da
Product: calcium/calmodulin-dependent protein kinase 1Da
Biological process (GO): protein phosphorylation
Molecular function (GO): protein kinase activity; ATP binding
Source: RefSeq, a predicted model, not a curated record
AAUAAAAAAGAUCUUCCUUAUAUAGUUGCAAUUACAACUCAAAUAACAUUAAAAAUACAAAUAAAAUUUAAAAAAACAAUCCCAACAUUUAGCCAUUCACUUUCUUCUUCUCAUCUGGGUUGAGCAGCAGUCAAAGCAAAGGCGCUCACUAAAACACUUAGUUGUCAUGGUUAGAGAAAAAGAAAUAUACAUAAAAAAACAUCCAUGAGAGCAGACUGUAAAAACAUCUGUUUUUUAGUGUAAAUUCUGAUUUUUAAUUAGGGAGUCAAUGAGAAACAGCUGCCUUCUGAUACCCUGUGUGAUGAAAAAAUAAAUACAGAAAUGGAUGCACUGAUAGACUUAGUCGGCACGUGAUAGAGAUGGAGGCUCACACGAUCAACUACACUGAAAAAAACAUGGCUUUUCCUUGUAAAUUGCCUUUUCCCUCAUAAUUUCACAAGUUUAUUCUCAUAAAUGUAUUUAUUCUUUUUAGUUUAUGGUGGGCCUGUGGUGAUUCUGUCGUACAUAAUUGUUUUAAUACAUGGCACUAGACAGUUUUCUCAUCUGUUUUUUAUGAGCUUUUGUUGUGUUGAAGGAACCUGGGCAUAGGGUUCGUUCUGAGAGGCUUUUAUUUUGACAGGCGCAGGCGGAAAGGCCGCCAUGGCCCGUCGAGCUUACUGUUGUUGAGUUUCCAGAGAGGCGGGAGGCAGCAGGGACGCGGUAACCUGCAGCAGGAGGACUCACAUGGUCCUGCUGCACCGAACCACCGAGCACCGGGACUCCCCACGCGUCCGACUCGCAGCUCAGCUCCCGUGUUUCGAACACUCUUCUCCCCGUUUUCCCCUCUCUCAGUCACAUUCUCCCCCCGCAUCCCUUCGUCCCCCGCGCAGCCCGGCGGCAGGCGGACUCGAGCCGCUGAAGCAGCAGCGACAUGGCCCGGGAGAACGGAGACACCGGCGGAGUAGGGACGUGGAAAAAACAAGUCGACGACAUCAAGAAGAUCUUCGAUUUCAAAGAAGUCCUCGGAACGGGGGCGUUUUCCGAAGUGGUUCUGGCCCAGGAGAAGUUGAGCGGCCGGAUGUUUGCGGUGAAGUGCAUCCCCAAGAAGGCCCUGAAGGGGAAGGAGAGCAGCAUCGAGAACGAGAUCGCCGUGCUGAGGAAGAUCAAGCAUGAGAACAUUGUGGCUCUGGAGGACAUCUAUGAGAGCCCAGACCACCUCUACCUGAUCAUGCAGCUGGUUUCUGGAGGAGAACUGUUUGACCGAAUUGUGGAAAAAGGAUUUUACACAGAGAAGGAUGCGAGCACGCUGAUCCGUCAGGUUCUGGACGCUGUAAACUACCUGCACAAGCUGGGCAUUGUGCACCGAGACCUGAAGCCUGAGAACCUGUUGUAUUUCAACCCUCAAGAUGAAUCCAAGAUUAUGAUCAGUGACUUUGGUCUGUCUAAGAUGGAAGGCAGCGGCGACGUCAUGUCCACAGCCUGUGGCACCCCGGGAUACGUGGCUCCAGAGGUCCUGGCUCAGAAGCCCUACAGCAAAGCAGUGGACUGCUGGUCCAUUGGAGUGAUCGCCUACAUCCUGUUGUGUGGUUAUCCUCCGUUCUACGAUGAGAACGAUUCCAAGCUGUUUGAGCAGAUCCUCAAAGCCGACUACGAGUUUGACGCCCCGUACUGGGAUGACAUAUCCGACUCCGCCAAGGAUUUCAUCAGCUGCCUGAUGGAGAAAGACCCAGCCAAGAGAUUCACCUGUGAGCAGGCCCUCAGACACCCCUGGAUCGCUGGGGAUACCGCUCUGUGCAAGAACAUCCACGAGUCCGUUAGCCGGCAGAUCAGAAAGAAUUUUGCCAAGAGCAAGUGGAGGCAAGCGUUCAAUGCCACGGCUGUGGUGCGGCACAUGAGACGACUGCAGCUCGGCAGCAGCAUGAACAGCAGCAUGGACGGCUCCAACCCCUCACGGCAAGCCCAGGUGCAGAGGCCGGCCCAAAACCCGAGCCAGAACGGUCAGAACCAACCAGCCCAGAGCCAAAACCCUGCGCAGGGGGUGCAGAGCGCCAACAGCACCGCCACUAAAAACCCCGCAGACAACAACACAGCCGCUUCCCGCAAGGAAUGCGCACCGGCACCCGUGACUCCCUGCAGUCUGGCAUCCGCUGCUUCUUCUCCCGCUGCGGGGGUGGAGCUAAACCAUCCCCGCCCCUCCGCUGUCCCCGCCCCUGUCCUAACGGAGACCAAGUGACGCCAGGUCCCGCGGGGCGCCAGCUGGGAGGCCACAGCACUGUGAAACAGAGAGAGGAGGAGACGGAGGAAGACCGCGCCCUUCUUCGUCCUCCACAUCCUUCUCUUACAUGUGCCCCCCCCUACACCCACCUAGUGCCCCGCCCUGCUCGAAGAAGAGCAGAGGACUUUACCUCCACGCCCCACCAAGUCAAGCAUCAAACCGUAAGCCAAUCAGGAGCACAUGCAGCGUCGUGCGGCAGGAGAUCCACCCUCCUGCUGACAUCCCAUAGUCCGUGUCGGUCCCCCUCCCUCCUGAAUCUUUUUUCCUGCUCCUAUUAAGCUGUUGACAACUGGACUCUUUCAUUUCUGUGCAAUUGUUAUUUUAAAGGUGCUUAUGUAAAGCGUAGCAAACGUCAUACAACCAUUUUGUUUUUUAAUGAUUCAUUUGAACCCUUAAUUAUAUCUAGGAUUUAAAAAGCCAUGAUCAGCAUCAUAGAGUAUAAAAACUAAUGUUUUUAUUCAUACAAAAAACAACAUGGAUUCUUAAAAACACAUAGGUGAACUUCUUUUAAAGCCAUAGCUUAUUUGUAUGCAUCAAGGAAAGCUUUGCCGUCUAAAUUCAAGGUAGGCGUGAACGCCACAUACACAUCGGGGGUGCGUACCAGAAUGCCCUGAACGUGGGUUUUUUCAUUGCACAGGUGGUGUACGGUGCUCACACUGGACUGUCGCUACCCGAUACUAGCGCAUGUGCUCGCUUGAUGCAAAAUGUCGAAGCAGUGCAAAGCUGGCGAUCCUUGCUCCAGGUUUUUUCUUUCUCAGCUCUAUUACGAUUUAUCAAAGACUUGGUGUCAUAGUAUUAAUUACUCCUUCAUAAUCGAUUUUCCACCGGUCGGGAAUUCCGUGAAUUGAAAAGGACGCCAUCCAUACGUAGCUGCCAAAUCUGAGACCCUGAUUGGUCAACUGGCUUAACGUGCGCUCAAUGGACGCCUAAAAGAAUUGAGUGUUAAUGCCCAAAACACGCACAUACAGUACAUGCGUUUACGUAGACUUUUCAUUGAAAGCGGUCGCUGGAACGCGCAUUUCCAAAGGCCGUGUGAACAUAGCGUUACAGUUUCAAUAAGCCAAGGUCAAAAAAAGUCUUUCAUAAGCAAGCUAAGCUAAUGUUUAAAGGAACUUUACACUGUGAAUGGAAUCAGCAUUUCACAGAGAUACCACGCCCUCUUCAUAAAUGCGCUUUGAAACAUUUGUCACCUGUAAACCCAUUUAUUUGGGUCCCAUUGAUUUGAAUCCAUCUUUAAAACGGAGAUGCUACACCGAAGCCGACACUUGUUUACACACAUUUUACUGCAAACUUCUUUGACAUUGAUUCUCCUUCAUGAAAAUGCUACACAUAGCACCUUUAAGACAUUUUCUGUGUCCGUAUGGAGUUGUUUGUCCUCUCUCUGUGUUUGUCUGUGCUUGAAAAAGUGCUUUAAAGAUACCACAUGACUGUUGACGUGGCGAGGCGAGGAUGCGCUUUAUUGGUCUUUGUGUCAGCUGCCAUGUACAUAUGUUUCACAGAGAGAGGGCGGCUUGUCGUCUCAAAUAUUUGCUUUAUAAAGUUUAUAACAAUCACCCUUUAAGGGAUGCGCAUACAGGUUUCUAAGAAACAUGCAGCCUUGGAGAGAGAGCGCCAUGUUUCUGUAAAAACGUUCUAGGAUGGAGAAUGUAACGUCUGGUUUAUGGUUCUGGGUCAAAUCCGUAAGCUAUGCCAUAGGAUUUAAUGCGUACACGCGUUAAUGUACGCAGCAAGAGGUCGGCUAAACACGUGUGACCCGUGCGAACGUCCAGAACUGAAUUCUUUUCCUCUCUGAUAAGCCAUGGUCCAACCUUCCAGUUGUGCAAAGCUGCACCCAGUCCAGAGGUCCUCAGAGUUUCUGCAGCUGCACCGGCCAGCACUGCCUCUGCUGUCCGUACCCACCCCCCACCCACCCCCAGAGGGCAUCCCAGUUCACUGUCUGAGGCUGAAGACAGAUGAAAUGUCCAAACAGAAAAGGCGGAGUAGGGCUGUGGAUGGUCAGGUUUUGGGAUUUUUUUUUCAUGGACUUGAUUCUGAAAGGUCACAUCAGAGAGCAGGGCAGAACUCUGCAGGGCAUCUGCUCACUCGCAUCAUAAGAAUCCAGUUCAUUAAAGGCAGGCUUUCUAAUCCCUUUAUUGUGAAAUGUAGCCAAAGACUCCAGUUGGGUUUGAGAACAAUGAAGUUCAUCUAAAGGUUCCUGAUGGAGACAAUUGGGGGAAAAAGUUUAGUCUUUAGGAAAGUAGAAUUUUCCUCCUUUUAUUUUGAAAUACUUUUGUCAUCCAAGCAACCAGGAAAUUAUUCAGAGGUUGGAUUUCAGUUUUCUGCGACCUCCUUUUUGUUUUUAGCUUCACCUGCUGGGCCCUAAAGAUGACUCAAACGUAAAAAAAACCACACUUUUUUUUAACCAACCAGUCCUCAUUCUUAAACUGCUUUAACCCUUUAACACCCAGAUGUCUCAGGCGAAACCUAAACAUUUACAAGAUAAACAUUGGUCAAAGAAAAGCAGCUCUCCGUAUCGGCUCUCACUGAUAUGAAGAGCCGAACGUAAAGGUUUACUUUGGUAACGAAAACGUACAACAGAAUCGGCUGAUUUCUGCUAAUUGCAUGAGUGAUUAAAGAGUUGUGGUGACAAAAGAAUGUCAACAAUGGAGUUGAACUUUUUUUCUAAUAUUUAAAAUGCAGCUUAAAAGUCGUACUGAGCUGCUGCAGAUUUAGAAAACAUCCCACAUCGAUCCUUGUUGAAGAUCCCAACUCAUGAGUCCUGACAGGUCAAGUCGAUACCAGAUAACCGUUGGUUAGUGGAGGAGAUUAUGUCAUCCAUUAGGGCUGGGUUGAUAAAAUCGAUUAAUGGAUCUGAAUCGAUCCAAGCUUAAUAGUUCAAAAAUUGAUCCAUAAAUGUAGAAAUUGAUCUUUUAUGCCUUUCCUUUUCCGGUGACCUAACGGAAGACAAUGAUAAAGCCAAAGUCCAGUAGCUUGAUGCUAACAUAUAAUGGAAUUUCCCAUAGGACGGCUAAUGCUAACACUUGGUAGACCUAAACAUGCAUUACUGACUAAAUGAACAGCUUUCUAGAAUCACAGGCAGAAAAUUUCCAACCCCUUCUAAGAAAACACUUUAUUAAAAGUAACCAUUUGUGGUCUAAAGCACAGUUUUCCUCAAAUCUUCUGGAAUAAAGUGUGAUGCUAUAACGCCAGCUCCACCUAGUGGCCAAACUGAAACGUCAUCAGGAGAGACAUUUUAGUUGGAGCUUCUCCUCUUGAGAAAUCAUGAAACACUUGAUGGUGUUAACAAUCUCAUUGGUUUAUUAUCUCACAAAUGCAUUUUACAGUAUGUGAACUGUAUCAGAUUAAUAUAAAUAUCUUAAAAACAUAUAUAAAUGAUUAUUGUAUUUCUAUACAAAUGUCUAAAUGUGUAAUUUAUGUAAGUUCAAUAUUGAAUCAAUUCCAAGUGAAUGAAAUGGAUCAAAAUAAUCGAAAAAAGAAAAAAUAUCAUCAAAUAAAUCGAGUCGAUUAUGAAAAUUAUUGGUGAUACGCAGCCCUAUCAUCCAUACAUCCGAGGAAACUCUUUAAGACAUUCCCAUACAACACACUGACACUGAUAAAGUAGUGGCAGCGUGUACUCCUGUUAGCCGCUAGUCACGACCCAAAUGAUCCAUAUUACCAAGCUGCAGUUUUUAUGUUUUGCCACAUUAUUUGGCCAAAGGAAUUUGUUUUGGAGCAUUUCUGGGGGGGACAGUCCCAGAUAACCAGACGAACCAGAUGUCUUUGUGUUUUGGAAUGUGUUUGUUGUGAUCUGAAAGUCUCCUAUUCUGUAUUUUGCUGAUUAUUAGGACUGAUAGAAGUGCGGUAGAAGUUUGUGCUUUAGAACAUCAUGAGAGUGAUCUCCGAGACAAACAAAAAAACACGUACUUGACAGUGAACGUAGAUCUGCAAAAGUAUUUAUGGUCUGCAGUGGUCAGAACUGAUUAAAAGUGAUCCAAUCGGUCACUGUGGUUAGUUGACAUUUUGGAAAGGCUGAGCAGUGGUCAAGGUUGGGUUCAUGGACAAUCCGGACACGGAAGCUCCAAUCCUGGUUCUGAUAGAAAAAGAGUCUCAGCAGCAGGAAGACCUGUUCACUGCCAGAUGCACUAAAAAGGUGCUGAUAUAUCACAGCUGGACCCCCAAGACAAGAAGGUCUGGUCUGGUCUGAUCCCUCACAUUUUCUUUGACACCGAUAGCCAGGCACAUGUGUGCCCCCACCUGGGGGUUCCAUACUCAGCAGAGGCUUACUAAUGCUUUGGCCAACAUCCUCCAGAGAAACCUUACCUCCUUUCGUUGGCCAAUGCUACUGUUGCAAACCAUAAUACUCAACGAAAUCCAAAUUCCUUGACGGCUUUGGCUCCUUCAGAUACAAUACCUUGGCCAGAAAAGGAAGAGAUCAGGCAUGGAACAACAACCAGUUUGAAUCCUGGACUUGACCUAGAAGUUCCCCAGAUCCCAGUCCAUCAGCAUCUACAGGAUGUACAGGACAUGGGGUAUGACCCGUAGAAGCCUUACCCCUACAACACCUCAAGGAAACAAUGCAGACUUGAGUUCUAAAUACCACAGAACUACUUCAAAGUUCUGAUGGAGGACAUCUUGGGGUCAGCAAAGGUGCGUGGGGGUGACAGAGGGUUAAGGUGUUGAUAUGUAACUAAAUGUUUCAUUCCCUCUCCAGAAGUCCUGAUAUGGAAAGGAGAAGAAUAAAACUGCUUGUGUUCUUACGCUGAUAAGUGACAAGACCCUGCUGUAUAGAUUGUGUCAAAGACUGUAAAAGAACAUCAGUUGUUUAUUUUCUUUACAGUUAAGAUCUUUUAAGUAAUCCUCAGUAAAACCAUUUUUUACCGUGGAAACAAACCCAAAUCACUUCAUGUCCAUUUACUGAGGGGAACCUGUAACCAUGUAAGGGCUUUGUUCUAAUGAUCACCUUUAUCUCUGUACGUUCCACUGAUUGCUAUGCAUUUUUGUACACAUGUAAACCUGGUCAGGCUUUGUUUUCAAGACGGAUCAAGAAGAGGAAAACAUUAGCAGCUGUGGUUAGACGAACCGAAUCGGAGUUUGUUUCAGACGCCGAAGUUCUGUGGUGAAUUUUUGUUAUGUGAGCCAACAGUUCUUUUUUAUUUUUUAUUGAUGUUUGCAAAUCUGAAGCAGGUAAAGGAUUUAAGUUCAGGUUCCUCUGCUUUUACAUCUGUCAGUUUCUGAAAAAGAGAGAAUCCUGCCUGUUUUCAGCGUGUACAUAUGAAUAUUUGCAGGACGUUUCCUGAAUGUUUUGCUGUCCAGGGGUGGCUGAGUGAAUGUGUGUGUUGAGGGAAGUUGAUUGUAGCAUCUGAGGAAUGUCUCUCGUUUAAUUCCCCUUUACUCCCCGACUGCAGUUCGCUUUCAGAAACUGUGACUGCGCAGCUGCACGGAGAACCAAACGCCAUCGGUGUUCCACCUGCACGUCAUCCAGGAGAAAGAUCGUCCACUGAACUCAGGCUUUUUGCCAUUCUGAAGAAGGAAAUCCAAAGCUGUGAUUGACUCAGAAACACACUGGACCUGUUGUUUUCUCCUUUGACUGCUUCUCACAGUGAAGACGCUGCAGUCGGACUGAAAAAAAGACGAGCAUGUUGAGGGACAAAAGUGCUUCUGAAAUGAACUUUCACCAUUAUAUUGUAUGCCCUUGUUUGAUGUUAGUGACUCCCUUAGGGGCUCUCCGGGGGUCGGGUGGAACCGUCUAACCGCUAGGCUUCAGUUCCACUCUUCUCUUGGGCAUCCCAUAACCCAUCUCUGCAGUCGGACGGCGGUCCAUGUCGAUGCCCCGCACUUACAGGCGUCAAUCAAAGAAUGAAAUAACAUUUUAGUGCAAAAAUACUUCAGAAAAAGUCUUAGAAAGUCUUAAUUUUUUUUUUUUUUAGCAUUUGGGAUUUUUGGUUGUUUAAGGAUAAAGAAAAUUUAAUUUAUGAAGCCAGUAAAGAAAAAGAUGUUUUAAGGUAAUAAAACAGGAAAUUCGAUAAAGCAAACCACUGUUACCCAACUGGCAGAUUUUUUAAAUAAGCAAAGAAAAAAAUUCAUGUUUUCUUUCAUGUCUUUUUACUUAAUAUUCAGUUUUUGCAGUGUAGCUGGUAGUAGUGACUAAAAGAUGGAAAUUCACUUUCUUUCAGUUUUUGAUUUGUUUUAUAAAAACUCUGUGUAACAGAACUCCAGUUUAUUUUCCAGUUUGUUGUUAAGUCAACUCUUUCCAUUAGCUUAACUCAGUUACUACUCACACUAACUGCACUCUGUAAGCUGCUUUUUAUACUUCAUAUUAUUUUUUGCUCCAAAUCUACACAAUUAAAAAAAAAAAAGAUUUGAAAGAAAAAUAGAAUCCCGAUGAGACGUUGAAAGGUCCCUGAGCGUGAACUCAUGCGGGCUAAAAGCAAAGAUCUUCCAAACUCUUGAUGGUGAACUAUGGGAUGCUUUUGAGAAUUGGGACUGAAACUCCUCUGCGUGCCGCUCGCCGUCCCCCCCCCCCCCCCCCCCCCCCGUGGGUGUCCUCGUCCAGCGCCUGCUGAGUCUUUCAGCUGUAUUUACUCUCUGCAUGUGUUCGCAAACAGACUCCCAUCAGGGCCGAUGGGGCUGACACAUCAUCAUCAUUGUGCUACGAUGAUGAUGAUGAGUUGACCGGCUUGUAUAUGAGAUGCCUUCGACAAUCAUGAGCACAUAUCAGAGUCACCAUGACACCAAGCGACUGACCGUGUUUUGUCUCCUGGAAUAAAUUCUGAAUGAUCAUAUCUCUUCAUCCAUCACUGCCGUGUUUCUGUGGGACUUUCUUUACCUCCGUGAGCGAUUUCACCACAGAUCUGCUGUGAACGUCCGCUUCAUGCCUUUACUGCUGCAGGACGGGGGACAUUCUCGCUGGAGAGUCACGUUCACUUUCAUCAUUAUCUGUUUGCAACCUGAGGUUCAGUAUUUUUAAAGUAAAUCCAUCACAACUAAAAUACCACAGUUUUUGUGUAGUAAAAAAAAUAUUUUUUAAUAUUUUACCUUAAAUUCAUAUUUUACUCAAGAAUAGCAAAAUAGAUGCUGCAUCUGAGUUCACUACUAAGUCCACUAUAUAGUGCGUUCAGCUUUUUUUUGUGUCCAACUCUAAAAUUCCUAAAUCUGGUGCCCUAGAAAUUUCCCAGAAGUCUCUGAAUCACAAGUGUUCCUUGAUUUUCACUCAAUUGAUAAAUAUAGACCACAAUGCAUUGUGUUUGAACAAUUUGUCAUUUUAGAAAAUGUAUUUACUUUUUUUUUCUUUUUACUAAAUCCACAAAAUGUUCAUAUUAUUAGGUUUUUACUUCAGCAAAUGGAUGACCUUGAAUUUGGUGUUUUCUGAAACGCACAGUGAGCACAGAACGAAAAAAUCCAGGGCAGGACAUUUGAUGGUAGGUAUGGGCGAUGUGUCGGUGCCCGUAUCGGUAUCGGCCGGUAUUUCCAUAAUUUGAGAUUAUCGUUGUCAGGCCAAUAUUAAAAGAAUCCACAUCUUCUGUAAUCAGAAACAUUUUAUUUUUUAAAUGCAUACUUGUUCCCAAUAAAUUGUGAAGUUUA